Cherax quadricarinatus is the source of this 2038-nucleotide messenger RNA. RefSeq names its product alkaline phosphatase-like. Lineage: Eukaryota; Metazoa; Arthropoda; Malacostraca; Decapoda; Parastacidae. The record is from RefSeq and is a predicted model, not a curated record. Gene Ontology annotation, molecular function: alkaline phosphatase activity. Gene Ontology annotation, biological process: dephosphorylation.
UGGCAAUGGCACGGUGUGGAGGUGGUGGUGGUGGUGGUGAUAGUAAGACCAGGUGUUUGUUGGUGAGGUUCUCUGGGUGUGCGAAGUCAGUGUUACUCAAGCACCUCCUCACACAACGUACUUCCCUCUUACUACCUCAGUCUUCAUACAGAUUUGCCAGUCAGUCACUGGUAGUGUGUCAACAAAUUACACAGAAGCAAAAUGAAACAGUCUAGAGUAUUACCAACAACAUUACUUUACCUGCAACUUCUGUUACCCUUGAGAAUACAUACAGGAGCCCAGGUGUUCCCUGUGCCGGGCACCGAAGACACUGCACACUGGCACCAUCUGGGUUGGUCAGACCUACAAGAUGCUAUACUUACUGCUUCAUCGAACAAUUGGAACAUUGCUAAAAAUGUGGUGUUCUUCCUUGGAGAUGGCAUGGGUGUUGUGGCAUCAACAGCAGCCAGAAUUUACAAAGAGCAAAAGCGUCACAGACGCUCAGGAGAAGAGGGAUACCUGGCAUGGGAACGCUUCCCACACACAGCACUUUUAAAAGUAUAUACACUGAAUGAGCAAAUCCCAGAUAGUGCAGCAACAGCCACAGCAUUCUUCACAGGCUCAAAGGCAAACCAAUAUACAUUAGGGCUAGAUAGCACUGUUUUCAAAAAUCAGUGUGUUAAAUCCCUGAAUCCCUGUAGGUGGCAAACAUCUAUACUGGACUGGGCACAGAAGGCAGGCAAGCAUACAGGAUUUGUGACAACGACACGAGUGACCCAUGCCACACCUGCUGCUCUAUAUGCCCAUUCUCCAAACCGUGACUGGGAAUGUGAUACAAAACUUGGAAAGCUUGGCCAUGGCUGCAGAGAUAUUGCUAAACAACUUGUUGAGAAUGCUCCAGGAAAAGAUGUCAAGGUAAUACUUGGAGGGGGACGAUUUCCAUUAGGGGCAUCAACUGGAAUACCCGAUAAACUCAACUGUGUACGUGGUGACCAUCGUAACCUAACACAUGAAUGGUUAAUGCACAAAAGGGCUUUUGGAUAUAAAGCUGAAUAUGUACAGAAUAAACAACACCUCAUGAGUAUUGAUACUGAUAAAACUGAUAAUUUAAUAGGACUGUUCUCUGACACCAACAUGGAUUAUGAAAUUGAUCGUGAUAAGGGGCCCUCAGGUCAGCCAAGUCUGGCUAACAUGACAUCUGUGGCAAUCAAGAUCCUCUCCAAAAACAGGCACAAGGGGUUCUUUCUAAUGGUCGAGGGUGGCAGGAUUGAUCAUGCUAUGCAUGAAACCCAACCUCUGCGUGCUUUUGAGGAAAUUGUAGCCUUUGAAGAUGCUCUUAAUACUGCUCUAUCAAUGGUGGAUCUAAGUGAAACCCUAGUCAUUGUCACAGCUGAUCACUCCCACGUUAUGACCAUUAAUGGUUAUGCCAAGAGAGGAAAUAACAUUCUAGGCAUAGGAAGCACACCAUCAGACAUUGAUAAUCUACCCUACACUACUCUUAUGUUUACUAAUGGCAUUGCUUAUAAUCAUUACUGGAAUGGUAGUAAGGUUACACGGCCUGAUGUCAGAAAAGAAAAUACUACACAACCUGGUUACCAGCCUCUUUCAGCCGUUCCUCUAGGCUAUGAAACCCAUGCUGGGGAGGAUGUUGCUGCCUAUGCAAUUGGACCAAUGUCGCACCUGCUCCAUAGGUUACAUGAGCAGAGCUAUAUAGCCCAUGUAAUGAGUUUUGCUGCAUGUAUUGGGCCCUACAAACUCAACUGUACACGACCAAAACAUCAUUAAUGAUUUUUUAACAUACUGUCCAUUUCCCACCUAGACAGGUGGCUCAAAGAAGAAGUCACUUUCACCACCACGUGUUCCUUAGCAACCAUGCUUUGGUCUAGGGACUACACCUGGAAUGUCAUGUUUGGAGACAGGAAGACUACCUCAACACUGGAAUGCAAUAGCUUGAUGUCCUCAGCGAGUAUUGUCUACGAGGAUGAAUUACUAAGUCAAAUUAUUUGAUUUAAGGUAUUUCUCAACAAAAAAGCAGAGAUAGUCCCUUAAGACAGCUACA